Bactrocera dorsalis (oriental fruit fly) is the source of this 9880-nucleotide messenger RNA. RefSeq names its product phosphatidylinositol 4-kinase beta (gene fwd). Gene Ontology annotation, molecular function: 1-phosphatidylinositol 4-kinase activity. The transcript is spliced from 14 exons. Gene Ontology annotation, biological process: phosphatidylinositol phosphate biosynthetic process; phosphatidylinositol-mediated signaling. NCBI's taxonomy places the organism in Eukaryota, Metazoa, Arthropoda, Insecta, Diptera, Tephritidae. Gene Ontology annotation, cellular component: cytoplasm; membrane. The record is from RefSeq and is a predicted model, not a curated record. The coding region runs from base 1399 to 7038 and encodes 1879 amino acids.
UUUUGACGGCGCAGUUUUGAGUGAAUUGUACUCGUGAGCGGUCAUGAAUUUAAUUGCAAGCGGAGUGUAUUCGAAAAUUUAUAACAAUAUAUAAUUCUUUAUGAAUAUCGGGCAGUAAAGAUACGAAUUAAACUAUUUGCCUACGAACGGUGCACAAUAAAAACGCAACGAAAAUUGGCGUUACUUUUGUGUAAUUUAUGAGGUAGUGCGAGGAGCAAAAGCGAUUUCGAUUGAAAUCCGUCUGCGUUGAGAAACGAAUCGCAAGUUUGCAGUAGUAAUUGCUAAAUAUUUUUUAAUGAUAAAUUAACACCUAACUCCAAGCUCAGCAGCAGCUGGUAGUGCACAAACCUUAACUAUAAUUAAGGUAGAGAAUAAUAUAGUGAAUGCAGCAGUGUAGUGUUUUUGUGAAUCAAGUGGAAAACAAUACAAAGUUUACAGCUAAACGUAGAUAAUUUCAAAGAUGCAAACAAAUAGAAGUGAAUCGUAUAUAAUAAUGUUUCAAAUGCAGAAUUAAUGUAAAGUGCAAUCUGAUAAAUUUAACAAAGUGUACAACAAAGUACGAAUGAAGUAAAGUGAAAGUGGAGAAUUGUGAUUUUGCAUUGUGACAAGUAGUUGUGAAGUUGAAUGGAAGCAACAAUUGAAAAGGCAAAACUAAAAGAUUUGUAACCCAGAAAAUACAACGUUGUAAAAUUGCGGAAACAUUUUCGUUCGUCUUCAAAUUGCUAAAGUGAUACAGUUUAUAAAAGCAUAAAAAUUGAGAUUUUGGCGCAAAAAGUGGACGUUCAAGGUUUUUCAUAAUAGCAGCAGUAAACAAGGUUGGUACUUCUAUUAUUCUUAUUAUCAUUGCUCCAGUGCUUUCCACUUGCUUGAUUCUUCAACAACAACAGAUGAUUACAAUAAUUUCACAAAUUAUACAUAUCUACCCAUACAAAGAUACAAAGUCGUACUUUGUAUGUGUGUUUGUUCGUCUACAAUCUUGGUCAGUCGUACAGAUUGUUAUCCGAAACGCCUUCAAGAUGCCAAAUGAAUUAGCAGUCGUAUUGUGCUUCAACAGGCCGAUGCCAUACAGAAACGCGUCCGAAUAGUUUGCAAUUAUAUAAAAAUGACUUAGAAAUACGCCAAAUCGUUUUGGGACGUCUGGAACUGAUUGAUAUUUAUUGCACGUACAGUGCAGUUGUGAUUGAAAGCGAAGAAGCACUGCGCAGCUCAUGGAAAAUGGUUUAGUGGACUCUUCAAAAAUCUACGCAUAAAGUAUCACAUAUCCCACUAUACUAGAUUUCCAACAACAAAUAUCUUCUGAUACUGCACACUUAUGUAUACUUAAUAGAUACAGUCUCCUUUAGAAAUCAAAAAAUACUCAUUUCUCGUGAACACAUACUCUAAGCACAAAUCGCCAAUAUGAAUUCCGUAAUCUCCGCGUUUAAAACGAAAAAGAAUUCCAGCAAUUCUGCCACCGCCAAUGACAAGUCCACUAAUAACGUCGGCACUCUGAACACCACCAGCUCCGCCAGUGCGAAGAAGAAGGCAAUUAAUGCACAGGAUAACGGUUAUCAGUAUCUGCGACACAUACGCGAAAUCGAAUCCGCCACCAAGAUGUUGUCGCCCGUGGUGGUGGUCGAUGACUUUCGGCCGCCCUGUGUCGAUGUGGUCGACCAUGCGCCCGCCACCGUACGUUUGGCAGCAGCUUUGGAUUCAACAUUACCAGCAGACUACAAUAUGAAUGGCGCUAAGUGUGCAAUGUUGAAUGGUGGCGCUGUUGCAAGUGGUGGCGAAAUGAUGGUGCGCGUGGGAAAUAUGAACGCCACUAACUUUGUAGCAAAUGUGGAGAAUGGCAAUUGCAGUGAAACACCCGCCAGCAAGACGAUGACAAACGGGCAGACGACUCAGAGUCCACCAACGCCCAGCAGUCCGGUGGCGCAGCUGCUCGACGCUGACGAUGACGAGUCAGAGCACUCGACGGCAGCAUGCACGAGUAGCUCCAGCGAGCAAAGCAACAGCACGGUGGUGCAUAGUCCAACGGGCUUACGUGUAGCGGGGACAACGGGUGCCAAAGUCGCAUCUACCGCACAAGCCAGCCCGGCAAAAAGUCUGCGCAGCAAUUCCUCAACAUCAUCCUCAUCCUCCACAUCCACCUGCACCUCCACCAACUCUGCCGCCAGCACAUCAGCAUCUUCAUCUAUUGCCGCCAUAUGCAAUUCCGGACCGAGUUCGUGCAGUUCGUCUACCAGCUGUGAUGCGUCUACGCUAGCCAACUCUUCGCCACACAAUUCCACAUUAACGUUGUCGUCGUCGACGGGCAGCGGCGCUAGUGUCGCAUCGGCUUCAUCUUCGCCCACAGAGCAGCUGAUCAGCGCCAAUGCAGCAGAUGCGGAUUAUGUGCCUGCGUUUCUGAAGUCAGCGCCCGUCACAUUGCCCAUCAUCAUGCCGAAUGGCAACAGCAGCUUGGCGUCGAUGCCGCUACACUACCACGGCUACGGCUUGAAUGGUGGUGGCGGUGCGGGUAUCGGUGUGUGCGGUGGCACACCCGUUAACUCGGCUUCCACGACGCCGAAGCACGUGCGUUAUCCAAAACCGCGUUUGAGUUUGAGUCGCUUCAUCAAUCAUUCGAUGCCGUCGGUGCACGGACGACCGAAUCUGAGUGUGGCAGGCGGCGCAGCAGCAGGCGGAGCCGGCGCGAGCGGUGCGGCGGGGACAAACCCGCCAAAGCGCAUUUCGACGCAUCAGCGGAAUUUGAGUUUGGACUUUAGGUCUAUGGGCAUUUUACUUCCACCCGUCUCACAAGUGACCAACACACGCAUCAAUUUAACACAACAUCAUCGCAAUCGCAGCCUGGACAGCGCCUUGCAGCGCAUACCGGAGGUUGAAGUGUCAUCGCCCAAUUCGGAGAGCGAGAAUACAUUCUGUACACCAUCCAUUCUGGGCACUACUAUGUGCUCGAAAAUCGUCACGACUGCAGCCAAUGUAACAGCCGCCCUCACAACCACCACAACACCAGCGCUGACGUCAUCAUUAACACCUUCGCCGCCAUCCUCGUUAUCGGCUACGCCUGCCAGAGUUUCGACCAUAACAGGUGGUUUAAUGGACACAGUGUCUGCUGCCCCAAUUGCAGCUAUGACCACAGAGCCCACAGCUAACAACAGCAACAGCAUAAGCAUUAACAACAUCGGCAGCGGCGUGUGCAACAGUAGUAUUGGUAUUGGUGGUGGUGGGGCCAUUGCGAUUGUCGAGUCCUGCCCAACGUUACGCAUUCGUCCUAAAUCGAGUGAAGCCACGACACGUUGUGGAGUGGUGCCGCUUGCAGGUGCGGCAUCGUGCAGUAAUCACAGCAACAACACCAGCAGCAACAACAGUAACGGCAGCAGUAGUAGCAGUAAAAAGCGUGAAGACCUCACCAGUCUCGGAUCCGAUGAUUCAGGCAUAAUUUGUGGUUCGGAUUCGGAUCAAAUUUCUCUCAAUCGCAUACGUCACUCACACGAAUCGCUGGACUCGGGUGAAAUGGACGCCGAGGAGGAAUGCAUUGACAUGCUCGAAACAACUUCUAUGGAUGAGGAAUAUGGUAUGCUACAGUCGGACUUGAUAUUUUACCCAUCCGGUGAAACAGACUGUCGAACGCUACGUCCAUCACGCAAGCAGAAACAACUUCAGCAACAACAAAACCAUGGCAAACACCUGCGCAGCGCCACUACCGAUGCGGAUAUAAUGGGCGCCGCUGAAGAUGACAGUGACGCAGACAUUGACGUCAAAGCAGCAGCACAACUGUCGGAACGUAUGCGCUAUCGCGAAUUGAACAUGUCACAGGCAGCACUGAAUUUGGAACGUGCGAACAAUGAUACACCUACCACGCUUAAUGUCGAUGUGGACACACCCACGGCUGAUACAGUGGAUGCGGCCACACCAGUAACGAUACAGCCGAACCUACUAUUAACUUCGACGAGCUCUACGAGUGGCGCUUUAACAACACAACCCAUACAGUCAGCGAAGACACAAAAAAUCGCAGAUGUGGCAGGAGCUGGCGCUACUGCUGAACCGCAGAAAAAGAGCUUCUUUGGUGCAACUAAGAAUGCUUUCUUCCGUACCGCACAAAGCAUCAGAGAUAAUCACGACAAAAAAAAUGCAGCAAAGAAUAAGAGCGAUGAAAACACUGGCAACACGGCUGCCAGCAUAGCUCCGGACCAAGUGAAAUCUCCAACAGAUAUAUCGAAGAAAAAAGAGUUCUUUAGCCUGAUAACAUCGAAUUCGAUAAAGAAAGCUGCCGCCGCGGCAGCUGCAGCUGCAGCUGCUGCUACUUCUGCGCAACCAUCUGCUUCCAAUACGCCAGCCGCCACUCCAUCAGCCGAUUCAACGCCAGUUGAGCCGAAAUAUCCAAAGUUUCCAUCUUUAGUGUCUUCCGCGAUAGAAAGUGUGGAGAAGAAAGCUUGUGCUGCUACAGAAGGUACGGAGAGAACACUUAAUCUCCCCCUUCCGGGUCUCGGCGCUUCCUCUUUGUCAACCUCUAUUGCCAAAUCGGCUUCCAUCUCUUCGUUAAACAAAUUAAAAGUUCCAGGUGUGGUAAAAUGCUUUAUCAAGGAGCGUCCGACCAACAACGAGCAAUUGCAAAAGACUGAAAAAGGCCCCAGUGGACUGCUAAGAUUCUUCGAAUCUCCCGUCUUCAACAUACACUUUGCUAUACACUAUCUAUUCUAUUCUAAAGAACCCGGUGUGCUCAGCUUUAUUGGUAAUAAGAUAUUCAGUUUCCCGGACCAAGAGGUAGACCUCUAUAUGCCACAGUUAAUUGUCAUGUACAUACAAAUGGAUGAAUUGGCCGAAGUGCUCGAUCCUUAUUUGACAAUACGUUGUCGCAAGUCGGUGGACUUCUCAUUGAAAUGCCUCUGGCUACUUGAAUCCUACAAUUAUCAAUUCGACUCACUAGGCAAUGGAUCACGAAAAUCGCAACUAGCCCUCAUGAAGGAAAUCUAUUCGAAGAAAGAACGUAAAGUAUUGAGUAAAUCGGACGGUAAGGAGCUGCCGCCAGCGGCAGGCGGUGCUGUGGCUGCCGCAGCCGUUUCACCGUUGACAAAAAAGACACACCAUCGUUCACAAUCUGACGCCACACUACUGUUAAGUGAUUCACGACGCCACCCCUCAUCCAUCGCACUAAGCAUAUCAAAUCGCCACUACCAACAGCCGCCAUACACAACGCAAACUCUGCCGCUGAUAUCACCCAAGUUGUGUUUAGGUGACUUGACCUCUGGGCGAGCCUUCGACAAUGGUUGCACCUGCUUCGACAGCGUACGCGGCCAGGUUAAUGGCCUGCUUGGCCAGAAAACCGUGUGCUCAUGCAACGCACCUAAAACUGCCCCGGAGAAAGAGUUCAUGAAAGCUCUGAUAAAUGUUGGGAAAAAUAUCACAUCGCUGCCGUCCAAGGCGGAAAAAACCUCAGCGCUACGCAUGUUUUUGAACCUGAUUAAUAAGAAUUUGCCGGCUCGUGUUUGGCUUCCGGUAUUUUCCGACAUUCCACAUCAUGUGGUGCGCAUAACAGAGGAAAAGACUGCGGUGCUCAACUCCAAAGAUAAGACGCCGUACAUAAUUUACGUCGAGGUGGUCGAGGUGCCCGAUAUUUAUUCAUCCCCUCUCAUACCGAAGAUGAUGCCAUCACUGCGACAUACGAAAAGCGAGGAGCACUUGGAAGGCGCCUGCAGCCAUCACCAUCAAAUGCAUCAGCACAAUCACGGCCACAACCAUGUGAGUUGUAGCCGCACAUCGAGUUGUAGCUCACAUGGUGGCGCUGCCAUUAGCGGUUCAAACUCGGGCUCCAGUUGUCGUCGUAAAAAGGAGAAACUGCUCUCCGAGUCAUCAUCCGUGGCUUCGGAUGCCCAAACUUCAGCAGCUGCUAACGGCGAUGGUGCACAUGUAUGCAACGCCCAGGCAAUAGGUCUCUCUCUCGGUGGCCUGCAUUUAACCGAAGACGAUGUGUGGUCGCAAGAGGACGACGAAAUAACGGCACAAUAUAUGCAUAUGCGAAAAUUAAGCGAACGAGAUGCGGUCUCUCAAAUGUCACUAGACUCCUGUGACUCAAGGGAUCAAGGCAUUCCUGUUCUUUUCAAUAUUGGCGAUGUGCGCACCCGCCACUGCAAUAACUUAACCUGCGAAAACACAAAAUCAUUCAACAAUGAUCCGGAAGAUCCCUCAGCGGCAGCCUUGAAGGAGCCCUGGCAUGAAAAGGAGCAACAGAUACGCGAAUCAUCGCCUUACGGCCAUCUGUCCAAUUGGCGUCUGCUCUCGGUAAUUGUGAAAUGUGGCGACGAUUUGCGGCAGGAGCUCAUGGCCACGCAACUUUUACAGAUGUUCAAAAUCAUUUGGCAAGAGGAAAACGUCGAUCUUUGGUUGCGACCGUACAAAAUUGUUUGCUUAUCCAGCGACAGCGGUCUAAUUGAACCCAUCCUGAACACGGUGUCACUGCAUCAAAUCAAAAAGAAUUCUAAUAAAUCGUUACGCGAUUAUUUCAUCGACGAGUAUGGCUCAGCAGAUGGCGAACUAUUCCGUGCGGCACAAAAGAACUUCGUGCAAAGUUGUGCUGCUUACUGUUUGAUAUCGUAUUUGCUGCAAGUGAAGGAUCGGCACAAUGGCAACAUUUUGCUACAUUCAGACGGUCACAUCAUACAUAUAGACUUUGGAUUCAUACUGAGCAUAUCGCCGAAAAAUUUGGGUUUUGAGCAAUCUCCAUUUAAACUGACACCCGAAUUCGUUGACGUCAUGGGCGGCACUAAUUCAGACCUGUGGAAGGAGUUCAAUCACUUAUUGCUUGUUGGCAUGAUGUCUGCGCGCAAACACAUGGAUCGAAUCAUAAAUUUUGUGGAAAUAAUGCGUAGCAAUGCACAAUUGCCGUGCUUCAAAAACGGCUGCUCCGGCACCGUACAGAAUCUCCGAAAACGUUUCCACAUGAAUUUGACCGAACAGGAAAUGGAGCGCAAAGUAGAGCAACUCGUACAGGACUCACUCAAGAGCCUCUCCACCAAGUUAUACGAUGGCUAUCAAUACUAUACGAAUGGCAUAUUGUGAGAAAGGUUUUUCAUGAAAAUUUAAAGCGAGACUAACAUGAAACACCACACGCUUGCUACUGCGUAAGCUGAGUUGCAGUUGAAGCAUAUUUACAUACAAACAAAUAUAUAAAUGUCAAGUGAGCGAAUGGAUAGUGCAUGGCGCUGGGCAGCGUUGAGAACGGCGGCCAAGCCGUCGCAGUUGUGUUGGGUAGCAGUGGCUGCCUUACACUAUUGUUUUGUAUGUAUUCCUUAUGUGUAUUUUGUGUUGAUAGUUUUUAUAAAGAGAAAAAAGAAAUCAAAACAAGAAUGUGUCGUUGCGACUGACAAAUUAACUGACUGAUUGACUGACUGUAGUUUUGUUAGAUAAUGUGAAUGCAAACAAGAAGAAUACUAGUGCUAUAUAUUACAUGCGUCACGCCGUGGUGUAAAGCAAUGCUUUGCGAAUUUUCAGCAUCGAAAGUAUCUUCUUCACUACUGUAUACCUUCCUUUUUUGUAUAUAUUUAUAUGCAAAUAUAGUAAAUAUUUCUAAAAUCUACAUACAUUAAAAUAAUAUAAUAAUUAGUUUUUAGUGUACUAUGUUUAUAUGGAUAUUGUUGUGUGUUGCUUAAAAAACAAUAAUAGUGCGAGUAAUAUGUGUAAAUACACUUGAAUAAAUAUUUUAAAGCGUUGAACAGCGCGCACAAUGGCAUAUUUUGAACGAAAACAAAAGAAAAACAUGUGUUAACCACAUUCAGUGCGGCUGAGUUGGCUGGAGAUAAAAUGUUAAAGAAAUUAUCAAUACAUUUGAAUACAUUUCCAUUUAAAUCAUAUGAAUUUGUACUUUUACUUUAGCUAGAUUUGCUUUUUGGAAUUGUACGGACCAUAAUUAAAGCAUAAGUUUGGACAUUUAUUUUUUGUGGUUUCAAAUAGAGUAUUAAAAGUCUCGUUUUAGCGAAGGAACAGUUCGAAAGGCGCAAUUUUAAUUUUUUUCUUACCUUAAAGAAAACUAUUUUUCAGACAUAUCCUUUACUUAAAAAAUAAACAGUUAUUUAUUAGCAAAGCGGUUGCUGGUAUAAAAGUGGACGAUAAUGCUAGCUUUCAGGCAUUUGUUUUUUGCGUUUUAGUAGCGCAACUACAAGCCAAGGUAAACUCUAAGCCAGGGAACAAUUUUGAGUUUACUCAACGUGAAAAAAUUAAAAAUUCGAAUGGUUUACAUUAUAUAUUCGUUAUAGGCGAUGAAUGUAGCAAGAAAUUGCAUAUUAUUAAUUAUAUUUUUUAAAGAAGUUUAAUAGCUUGAAAUCGGAUAUUUAUUUCCUUUUGUAUUUGUAUAUGAAUUGUAUUUAUUUUUGUUUUUAAUUAUUCAAUAUUGAUAUCUGCCAGCAUUCACGUUUCACAACGCCACACGUACGUAUGAAUUUAUGUAUUUUAUAUUAAAAAAUUAUAUUAAAAAGUAUGCGCAUACAUGCAUACAUAUACAUAUAUAGUAUGAAUACCAGGAUUGGAAACAGAUUUGUUUUAAAAAGAUCGAAAAUGUCUUAAGAAAUACAAAAAUAAAUGCGUUUAUUACCGCCUUAUGUAUGUACGUACAUUCGUUAUAAUUUUACAUAAGAAAAUAUGUGAAAAACAUACAUAUAACUGUACAUAUUUACGAAUAAAUAUUUCAACAUAUGUGCCGCUCGUUUUUACUGCUCUAAUGUCUACUUUUUUAUGAGAUAAAGCAAACUUUCUGUACAUAUACACUUUAUAGCUUAGAAAUAUGGGUUUAAUGAAUAAUAAUUAAAGUAACUAAACUAAGAGAAUUUAGUAAUAAAUAGCUAAAAUAUUCGAUAUAAUAUAUUCAAAGAACGUUUGAAACAGUUUCAAAACUGUAUGCACACUUUUAAACUUAUAGUAUUCAAUUACUCGAAGCUUGUAUGCAGGAGCAAGAAGCGCGCUUAAAGUGCCAGCUGGUGAAAAAGAAAACAAAAAUAACAAAAAAAAAACUCUAAAUGGAAUUAAAACGAACUAAAAAGAAAUAGCAGUAACGUAAAACGGAAAAACAGUUUGCAUGUGACGUUUAACGGUGAAAUCUUAGACUAUAUAAUGCAUUGAAAACUAAGUACUAAAUGUUUGUAAUUAUUACUGGAGAUAACAACUCUUUCCUACACAAUAAAAAACAUGAAGAAUAUUAAUAAUUAUAAAAUCGUUUGCCACGAAUUAGUAUAAUAAGCAGUCUUAAAAAUUCGAACUAUAUUUAAAAGCAAAAAGUAAUAUACAUAUUUAUGAAUAAGUGAGAUCUUUGUAAAAAUUUCCAUUGAAAAUCAUACUUCUGCGACAUUGAAAACAAUCAAAAUAAAAACGUUAACGAUAUACGCGUACGCCCAACGUAACAUAUAACACAUACAUAAACACACACACAUACACACACUUGCAUACGUUCAUAAAUAAAUAGAAAGCAACUCUUGCAACUGUAAAAAGUGCACUAUUUUCUCCUUCGAUUCUUCUUUUAACUUCCUUCAACGUUUAACAAUACCGUUAUUAAUUAAAGGAGAUGUGAAUAUUUUAUAUUUAAAUAUACUUGUAAGACGUAACCAUUUGAAUGUAUAUAAUAAUAAUAUUUUAAUUUGCUAAGCCUUCAAUAUACAUACAUAUGUACCUAUGUACACCAGUAUAAUAUUAUAUAAUAAAUGUAUACAAUUUGCCUAAUAUUAUAAAAUAUGAAUGAAACGCCAAUAAUACAUACAUACAUGCAUAGUUAUAACAUAAAUAUUUACUUACGAUUGUACGAAUUGAAUUUUUGAGCAUAAAAGAAAAGCGCCUAUAAAAUAAAACGCAUCGUAACUUUGCAAUUCAUUCAACAAAAAAAGCGAAAUAAAAUAAAUUGAAAUUUUUUAUAAACACA